Messenger RNA from Acanthochromis polyacanthus (spiny chromis), 2556 nucleotides. It is a transcript of the gene tti2, whose product is annotated as TELO2 interacting protein 2. Bases 130 to 1644 code for a protein of 504 amino acids. The transcript has 11 exons. Lineage: Eukaryota; Metazoa; Chordata; Actinopteri; Pomacentridae. Gene Ontology annotation, cellular component: centrosome; nucleoplasm; cytosol. The record is from RefSeq and is a predicted model, not a curated record.
AGUUUGUAUCCAGCCGGAGGUUUUAUCUGAGCGUACCGUCCGUCCCGCUGAACGUUCCGGAGGCUUCAGUCAAACGUUGAGAGAAAAUUUACCGAAAACAUAAAUAAAAAUCUGGAGAAGACGCUUCAGAUGGAGCUCUCAUCUCUACUUCAUGACCUUCAUCUCUCCUCCUCCUCCUCAGAGAAGCCCCGCCCCUCUGCUGAUCUCCCUCCAAUCACAGAGCUCCUUCCUCAGCUGCAGGAGAAGCUGAUUGGUUCACCCUCUGACACCUGCUCCUUGAUUGGUCGAGUGGAGCAGCUGUUCCAGGCCGCACAUCCUUAUUGGUUGUUCUCUCUGGGCUCUGCCAAUCAGGAGGGAGAGUGGGCGGAGCUUCAGGCAGCAUACUGCUCUGUAAUCGGCGCUCUGAUUGGCUGUGCUGCUCUGCCACUGUGUGAUGACGACUGCAGCCCACUGAGCGCGGCGGCCUAUCAGAGCGUCCCGAUCCGUGCCUCCGCCGUAAGCUCCACCCUCACAGCGCUGAUUGAUAGCUGGGCCAGAGGGGGCGGGGCCAGAGGAGGUCUGCUGCUAGCCAUAGCUCCACCGCUCUGCGUCUUCAGCGUCACACACUUCCAGGAUCAGCUGUGGACUAGCUCCACCUCCAGAGCUGCUGCUCGUCGCCUGCAGGAGGCGCUGCUGAGGGCGGGGCAGUGGAGAGACUCCGCCCACCUGCUGAUGGGGGACCAGGAGAACCGAGGAAUUCUGGGAAAUGUUCUGGACAUUCUGCAGCCUCAGCUGAGCAAGGAGUCUCUCUUUCGCUGUGAAUCGGUGAAGUUCGUGUUUUCCUGGACGCUGCUGCAGGUGACUCGCCCCGCCCUCUCCCCCCUCCUGCCCCGCCUACUGCCCCCCUCCCUCCUCCUCAGCGACCAUCACAGACCAGAGAACUGCAUGAUGGGAGUUCAGUGUCUGCACCACGUCGUCCUGCACACGGCGGCUGCAGAUCUUCGUCAGUUCAACAGGUCAGAGGUUCUCUAUCAGGCUCUGUUCAGACUCUUGUUCACCACUGAGGAGGCCGUCAUCCAGCUGGUUCUGUCCUGCCUGCUGGACCUCCUGCUGGUCUUAGAAAAGCCCCCCGCCUCGCUGGCCCCCUCCCUCCCCCGCAGAAAGUCUUGUCGCCAUGAUGACGUGCUGCGACUGGUUCUGACCCACAUGGAGGCAGAACACAAGGUGGCGCUGCGACGCGUUUAUGCUGCCGCUCUGCCGCCGCUGGUCGACAGGGUGGGCGUGGCCAUCUGCAGACACCUGAGGCGGGUGGAGCGAGUGGUUCUGGGAUACCUGGAGAUCAGAGACCCACCUGAGGAGACAAGCAGACUGAAGAUCCUGGAAGUUCUGCAGAAGAUCAUCAGAAGCGCCUGGCCCAGGAUGCAGAGGCGCAGCGCCUCGUUGCUGCGUUGUUUGUUGCGGCUGCUGGUUGACGUUUCUUCAGACUCUGAACUCAGUGACUCGACUCGACGUCAGCUGAUGGAUCAAACGUCCGUCUGCCUGCGGCUGCUGGAUGCCUGUUGCCAUGGAGACGUCCAGCGGUGCCUCCUGCAGGUUGACAGCAGCUGCUGCAGUGCCGAGGUUCUCUGCUGCCUGGAGACGGUAACCACGACGACAGACCGGUGAUGGAGGCGGACUGACGGAGCAGAUCUGGUCCUCAUGAUGCUUCUGACCGGUCCAGCAGAGUCUCCAGCUGCUCCAGUUUCAGAUCCACUAAACUUCCCUCCGUCUGCAGACGUCUGAGGUUCUGCUGCCGAGUCCACAGACUGGAGCGAAGACGAGCCUGAAGACAAACAGAACGUUAAAGUUCUACAGAACCGGGAUCUGGUUUCUGUUGUUCUCACUUGAAUGGUUCGACAGCUGAACCAGAACUGUGAUGUUCCAUUAAAUUCCAGGUUGAGUGAACAGAGAACCAAGCUAACGAUACAACGAUGUCAUAGUUCACCUGCUCUGUUAGCACGGCGGCUAGCUGUGAGCAGCUCCGUGGUUGUUCUGUUUCUUUUCUUCAGUUUCAUGUUGCGUUCAGUUUGUGUUUCUGAGAAAAACUUUAGAAGAACCUAAAGAAGAACCCAACUGACAGAAAGUACAUGGAACCAGAACCAUCAGUGGAAUUAAACAUCUGGUUACCUGUCCAGGUGACAUCCAACAUGACCAUUAGAUGUUUGUAUUUGUGACACCAACCAUCAGUUAGCUGCUAACAGCUAGCCACCAUGCUAACUGCACUAGUUAACAUUCCAUCAGAGGACAACCAGCGGAGCGGGUCAAAACUCAGCGGGUCACCAAAACUACACAAGAAGUGACAUCACAUAUCAGAUCAUAUUAUGCAGAAGCUGCUGGAGGGUUAAAGGUUUAAAUUAAAGGAGGCUAACAGUUUCCCCCCGCUUCCAGUCUUUGUGCUAAGCUAGGCUAACAAUAUGCUGCAGCAUCAUCAUGUUGAAGUUUAUGAGUUACUACUGUUUUAUUCUGUAAAACAGUUGUGACUUUACAGCUCUGUUCUUUCCUAAGUUUGCUGUGAAAAUAAACAUAAAGCUGAAUUUA